This is a messenger RNA of Eimeria acervulina, 537 nucleotides long. RefSeq lists its product as hypothetical. The annotation marks the transcript as partial. The transcript has a single exon. The record is from RefSeq and is a predicted model, not a curated record. Lineage: Eukaryota; Apicomplexa; Conoidasida; Eucoccidiorida; Eimeriidae.
GCAGACUCAUCGGCAGCCUCUUCCCUACGGUGCGCUCCUCAUGCUGCUGCUGCUGCUGAUGAUGAUGAUGAUGCUGCUGCUGAUGAUGAUGCUGCUGCUGCUGAUGAUGCUGAUGCUGAUGAUGAUGCUGCUGCUGCUGAUGAUGCUGAUGCUGAUGAUGAUGCUGCUGCUGCUCAUGCUGCUGCUGAUCAUAUUGCUGCUGAUGAUGAUGAUGCUGCUGCUGUUGAUGCUGAUGCUGAUGAUGCUGCUGCUGCUCAUGCUGCUGCUGAUCAUACUGCUGCUGAUCAUGCUGCUGAUGAUGCUGAUGCUGCUGCUGCUGUUUAUGCUGCUGCUGAUGAUGCUGCUGCUGAUGAUGCUGCUGAUGCUGCUGCUGAUGAUGACGCUGCUGCUGUUGCUGCUGAUGCUGAUACUGCUGCUGAUGGGAAUGUUGGUGCUGAUGGUUCUGCUGCUGGUACUGAUGCUGAUGCUGCUGUUGCUGCUACUGAUGAUGAUGUUGCUGCUUCUGCUGCUGCUGCUGCUGCUGCAUCAGACACCUGA